AUGGUCGGAGUGCGAGAUGGCCGCCAAGAACUCGCUUUUCUCAGCGCUAUUGACUUUUUGACCGGCCAAAUACUUAUAAGUCGCUACGUUGUACCAUCAGAGGAAGUAAUUGACUGGAGGUCUAAGUUCAGUGGAAUAACAAAGGAUAUCAUGUCCAGUGCCAUCUGCUCUGGUGCAGCAUUCAGUGGCUGGCGAGAGGCGCGCGAUAAAUUAUGGGAGUUUAUGGACGACUCGACUAUAUUGGUUGGCCAGUCUCUCAAUUAUGAUCUUGAAGUCCUAGGCAUAUGCCAUGCGAAGAUUGUUGACACCGCCAUUCUGACUGCCGAGACCGUCUUCCCUUCCAUUAUCUCCACCACGCCGUUACCUCGUUUGUGGAGUUUGAAGAGCCUCGCGAAGGAUUUUUUGAGCUUGGAGAUACAGAACGGCAAUUGUGGACAUAGCGCUUUAGAAGACGCAUAUGCAGCACGGGACAUCGCCAUCUGGUGUAUCAGAAACCCAGAGGAACUGAAAUUGUGGGCAGAAAAUGCUCGUCGCCGGGAGGACGAGUGUGGACUCAGAAAACGCCUAAACAGGAAUCGCAAGGGUAGAUUCAAGAGCAACGAGCCCGCCUCCCAGUCUAUUCGAGCUUGGGAAUAUGGUGCUAAACAUGACGAUUAUUCUGACGAUAUCCGAUGGUCCGAUCUUGCGGAGGAACUUGGAUGGCCGGAGGAUUAUGAUCCUUGGUCCGAUUAA
Penicillium daleae is the source of this 732-nucleotide messenger RNA. Its product is annotated as 3'-5' exonuclease. The coding region runs from base 1 to 732 and encodes 243 amino acids. The record is from RefSeq and is a predicted model, not a curated record. NCBI's taxonomy places the organism in Eukaryota, Fungi, Ascomycota, Eurotiomycetes, Eurotiales, Aspergillaceae. Gene Ontology annotation, molecular function: exonuclease activity; nucleic acid binding. Gene Ontology annotation, cellular component: nucleus. The transcript has a single exon. Gene Ontology annotation, biological process: ribosomal large subunit assembly; rRNA processing.